GAUUUCUGGGACCAUGCGAGACUUCAUUCACACACGACCUUUUUACCAAAAACGAAAUCUGAAGUUAAAGCGCGACUAGCAGACUAGAUCGCAUAUCUCUGAGCAUCCACUUGCACCCUCGAGAAGCCCUUUAGCAAUACUAGAAAAACCAAUACACAAUGGCAAAGACCGCAAAAGUCAAGAAGCGCCCGGUGACCAUUCACUCACGUGCUGCCCGACGCGCCGCCUCCCCCUCUCUCAAUCUUGACAAAUCCGCCCAAAAGCCCGCCAACACAACCCGAGAUUCCGCCUCACCAUCGCGGCCCUCGCAAGCCAAUCCUCAUGCCCUGAAGGCAAAAGAUGCCGGCAUCCAGAAGAAGCAAAAGAAAGACACAAAGAUGACGCGCGCACAACGGUUACGCUACCAAAAAGGGCUUGAGCGUGCCGAGGAAAACAUGGAUAAGCUGGAGAAGAAGAGGGCCAAGAGCGUAGGCAAAUCGAAGAAGAUUGUAGAGAGGGCCAAGGGCUGGGAGAAUGUGAAUGGUGACGGAACGAAGAAGUCGAAGAAGCAGAUUGCGAUUGAGCAGCUGGAGGAUGAGGAAAAGAGGAAGGAGAGGGAGUGGGUCAGCGAUGAGGAUAUGGACGUUGAGGAAGAGACGGCGGCGGUGGAGGAGAAUGGCGAGGUCAAGGGCGAGGGCAAGGAGAUGGAUGCUGAGAUCUCGGAAAAAGUUCCGGCGCCUGUCGAAGUGGAGGAAAUGCUUUGAGGUGGGGAAGGACAAGGUUUCGUUCGCAAAACUCACGAUGCACAUGAUACCCAAAAUCUACGAAUCGAUGCGUUGCACUUGUUUAAAUUGCAGCCAUGCUGACAUUCAAAUUCGCCAUCGCUUAGUGCGUGGCCAAAGUAUACACAAUGGUCUCGAGUUCACCCUAGAGAGAGGUAAUCCAUGUUACCAAUACAGCCAAAUCCAUGGAAAUGUUUAUGAUUGCCACCCCAU
Messenger RNA from Alternaria alternata, 974 nucleotides. RefSeq lists its product as hypothetical. The transcript is spliced from 2 exons. The record is from RefSeq and is a predicted model, not a curated record. The coding region runs from base 159 to 743 and encodes 194 amino acids. Gene Ontology annotation, cellular component: nucleolus; preribosome, large subunit precursor. Gene Ontology annotation, biological process: ribosomal large subunit export from nucleus. Lineage: Eukaryota; Fungi; Ascomycota; Dothideomycetes; Pleosporales; Pleosporaceae.